CAAAAGCAAUGUUGGGAUGAUCAGGUGGUACAACUAACCUUGCACGCUAAACUAAUCUAAGUAUUGAGCUUCAGCAUCCCACUUCAACAACCACCCCCACACUCUCGUAUCCUGCCAAUACAUCCCACAUAACAUACCUCGUGCCCCUCAUUCUCUUCUCUUUAUUUACUUUAAUUGCCCCUCUCCCACCAUGACCACGCCCAAUACCGUCCUAAUCGACGUCCGCACGCCGGCAGAGUUCUCGACCGGAGCUUUGUCGAACAUUUCCUCAGAAGCCAUCAACAUCGAGUAUCAAUUGAUCGAUACUUUGCCUGAAGUCCUCGCGCAACGAGGCAUCGAUAUACAGAAGUCAGACGAUAUUACGCUGUACUGCCGGUCCGGAAGAAGGUCGAAUAUUGCACUCCAGGUGUUGAAAGAGUUGGGAUAUCAGAACGUGAGGGACAUUGGAGGAUUAGAAGAGGCGAGGGCAGUGCUCAAGAGAGAGGAAGCUUUACGGGGAUUGGAUAAGGGUGACGUCGUUGGGGUGGAGGUCGCAUUAAGGCCGAAAGAUGAUGGAAAGAAAGAUUCGAGGGAGAAGAGCUUUGGAGCUUUGCUGGCUGGACUGAAGGACUUGGAUUGACGGAUCACAUCAAUAGUGGAAUGAUUAUGAAGAUAAACGAGUGGAAGUUGAAGCUAUCAAGAGAAGAGGUAUCUAAAUAUGCAUAUGC
Messenger RNA from Aaosphaeria arxii CBS 175.79, 707 nucleotides. RefSeq lists its product as uncharacterized. Bases 191 to 619 code for a protein of 142 amino acids. NCBI's taxonomy places the organism in Eukaryota, Fungi, Ascomycota, Dothideomycetes, Pleosporales. The transcript has a single exon. The record is from RefSeq and is a predicted model, not a curated record.